AUGCUCACGAUCGUCAUGCGCCGACAUUUCUCCACCGGUCGCCGCGUCUUGUGCUCGCUCCAAGAGCUGCAGAACCUCAACGGCCGAGGGCUCAAGUUUCCCGUGCAAUUUCCAGAGCAGCAGUCGCAAUUGAGGGAGGCAGAGCCAGCAACGACUGUACAAAGGGCUCGACGACGAGACGCCCUGGCAACUGGUUUCGUGUUUUGGAGUCAAGAGACGCAGCAGCCCCGUGCGUUCCUCAACAGGUGUCCCCACGCGCUGUUGGAACUCGACUGGGACGACAGCGACUUUUUCUGCGAAGGGUUUCUCUUCUGCAAAGCCCACGCGGCGUUUUUCGAUCCCGACACGGGCGUUUGUCUUCGAGGGCCGACGUCGUCGCGCAAACCGCUGAGUAAUCUCAAUGCGCUUCACGUGGCAAUUGACGGGGAAGACAUUGUGCUACUGACGGAGGCGGCGCAACAAGGCAGCGAUCCCUCGCUUGCAACGUCGGCGGCUUUGUCUGGUCCAGCCGACCUGGCGGCUUACAAGCGCGAGAAACAACGAGAACUUGCAAACGCACUGUCGAAGCGAUCAGAGGCGGCCUCGGACGUCGAAGCGAUGCAGCAUCAACUGCAUGAAAAGACAAUGGCGCGGCUAAAGCGGUACGAGCAGAUCGACGACGCACGAGCUCGUGAAAAGUGCGUGUGA
This is a messenger RNA of Hyaloperonospora brassicae, 687 nucleotides long. The record is from the annotation of a GenBank genome assembly. NCBI's taxonomy places the organism in Eukaryota, Oomycota, Peronosporomycetes, Peronosporales, Peronosporaceae.